This is a messenger RNA of Aureobasidium subglaciale EXF-2481, 1763 nucleotides long. RefSeq lists its product as uncharacterized. Bases 181 to 1263 code for a protein of 360 amino acids. Gene Ontology annotation, biological process: response to hydrogen peroxide; response to salt stress; response to heat. The transcript has a single exon. The record is from RefSeq and is a predicted model, not a curated record. NCBI's taxonomy places the organism in Eukaryota, Fungi, Ascomycota, Dothideomycetes, Dothideales, Saccotheciaceae.
AUUGGAAAUGUUUAUGGACGAAUAGACGGCAGGUUGGAGCUGUUGUGGCUGAAGAAGUGACGAUUCUGUGUACACGUCUUCGAUGUUGUUGCCUGAAGCAAUUGAAGGUAGGUAUGCAUAUAAGGUAGAUUUGCUGCAUCCGUUCAUGUCUCUUCUCUAUUCAUCAAUACAAUCUUAAUCAUGUCGAACACAAGAAACAUGAACCAAGCCAACAACUUCUGGGACUUUGUCGCCAGUCUGCAGAACAACCAGGGUGAGCCCAUCUUCGCUGAAGGUAGAGGCCCAACUGCGGAGUUCGAUCCCUUCCAGGGACAGGAGUUCUGGGGUCCUUGGGCCAAUCGCGGCAGAAGACAUGGGCCUCCUGGGCCUCACGGAGGCCAUGGCCAUCGUCAUGGCAGAGAUGGCCACAGAGGUCCUCCACCGCCUCCUGGCCCUCCUGCACCUCCCCAGCACGACGAUGUCCCUGCUCCUCCACCACCUCCAUUCAACGAGCCUCUUUCCCGCUCGCCAACUCCUCCUACACCCCCAGAGACACCUGCCGAGCCUCACCACCACCCACGCCCGGAGUCACCUCGUCACCGUAGAGGUCCCUCCCCUCACCACGGGCCUCAUCACCAUGGAGGACCCCCUCACCACCGUAGAGGACCAUCCCCCCAUCAUCACCGGGGCCCUUCUCCCCACCACCAUAGAGGACGUGGUGGACGUGGUGGGCGCGGCGGUCACCACAACCACCCUCGUGGUGGGCCCAACCCUGCAUUCCCAUUUGACCUCAGUGCACUAGCCGAAGCCUUUGCACCCGCGCUAUUCGGUGGAAACGCAUUCGGUGGAAACGCAUUCGGUGGACCCUCUGCCGACACAGCCACCAGGGAGCACAAGGCCAAUGCCAACAACAAUGAUGGCACUUUCACCCCAUCUGUCGACCUCUUCAGCACACCCACCUCCUACAUCCUCCACGCUUCCCUCCCCGGAGCCAAGAAGCCCGAGAUCGACGUCACAUACUCUGCCACUCGCAACAGCCUCACAAUUUCUGGUGUAGUCACCCGCCCCGACGUUUCAGAAGACAUGAUGAACUGCCUCGUCACCGACGAACGUAGAGAAGUCGGCAUGUUCGAGCGCGAAGUUAGACUUGAAGAGGGCGUCAAGAUUGACGAAGAGAAAAUCGGGGCUAAGCUCGAAGACGGUGUCUUGAGAGUUAUCGUACCCAAGAUUCUUCAAGAAGAGGAAGAAGGAUGGGAGAGUGUUAGAAAGGUUGAGUUGGAGUAGAUUAUAGAAUCCCUCCAAUUAUGAUUUUAUGACGGAGUGAAUAGAGAAACAAGGAGAAAAAUAUUGCUUUUGAGCAGAAAGAGGAGGAAGGGUAAUUGAUAUGAGCAUCGUUUUAUGAAUUUACGUUUGAAUUAUAUCCAUCUCUCCAAGCUUGAAUCCCAGUGCGCUUAUAACCAUAUUAGAGUUGCAAAUGUGAAGACUGAUUGCCAAGUCAUCAUGCCAAUACCAAUGGCUGGAUUGCUGGGAAGUCGAAUCCAACCUUGCCCUCAAUGCCCAGAGAGGACGAGUCUCCAACGACAGAAUUUCUUUGAGACCUUUCCCCCUCCCCAACUUCUGCCAUUACACUCCACCACUAUCCCAUGAAGUCAUCCCUCCCUCUCUUGAUAUUCAAGUUCCAUAUGCUCAUCCCUUACUAACCCUCUUCAUCUCCUCAUUCCCCUUUGAAACCAUGUGCGCACGACAGUAAUGCGAGCACUUUGCCAAAGGUUUGUCCUCGACGG